Molecule: messenger RNA, 1272 nt
Organism: Punica granatum (pomegranate)
Lineage: Eukaryota; Viridiplantae; Streptophyta; Magnoliopsida; Myrtales; Lythraceae
Source: RefSeq, a predicted model, not a curated record
AUGGUCACUACAACAACUUGGCCCCGAAGCCUCUUCAUGCUACUUUCAAUUGCCCAAAUCAUCACAUUGUCCUCAAUUAAUCCGACUAAUGCCUCCGAUACCUCCAAGCCUCAAAGACUCACCGCCAAGCUGAUUCAUCGGAAUUCUAUUUUCUCCCCAUACUACAAUCCCAACGCCACUGUCUGGGAGCUCAACCAAGAAGCGCUCAAUCGGUCAAGGGAACAUAUGCGAUACUAUCAGUACCGCAUGACUGCCUUGAGAGAGAAUGUCGGUCUUCUGGAUAGCAGUGACAUGACACUCGGUCUCAUCACGAGUGAUGCUGGAGUGAUUUUUCUUGCCAGUAUGUCGAUUGGGCAGCCCCCGAUCCCGCAGCUUUUGAUUGUCGACACAGGGUCCCAAAUCUGUGGCAAUACAUCUGGAGAGUGUUCGCAGGGCAAGUGUACAUUCAAUAUCACAUACUUUGACGGGACCAGUGUGUUGGGCAACAUCGCGUCGGAGCAAUUACUGUUUGAAACAACUGACGGUGGAAAAAUCCCCGUACCCAUCCAUGUCUUCGGUUGCGCUAAUACAAUUUCGGGGCCGAGCAAUUCUCAAGAGAGCGGACUGCUUGGACUAGGUCUUUCUAGGUUUUCCCUAAUAAGACAGCUUGGCGGCAAACUCUCCCACUGCUUCGGUGACAUACAUGACCCCAAAUAUGAGCACAACAUGCUAGUCUUUGGUGAAGGAGCGGUCCUUGAAGGUGAUGUGACCCCCUUGGACACGUCUCGUCGGCUUUACUCUGUAAGUAUGGAGGGGAUCAGUGUCGGGGAUGAGAAAUUGAACAUAGAUCCAUCCAUUUUUAAGAGCCAGACGUUGGGGGAUGGCGGGGUUGUCAUCGACACUGGAUCGACCUUCUCGGUUUUGGCCAAGGGAGGUUAUGAACUGUUGCAUGAGAAAGUCCAGAGCGUGCUCGACCCGUCCUUACAAAGGAUUACUUACAGCCAGGAACCAGGGUUGUUGUGCUACAAGGGGCAAGUGGACUGGGAACUCACUGGGUUUCCAGCAGUUUCUUUUCACUUAGCCCAAGGAGCAGAUAUCGUGCUCGAUACAUCCAGCAUGUUCAGGCAAAUGGAAUCCGAUAUAUUCUGCAUGGCCAUCGAACCUUCAAAUGAUGAAAUGUCAAACCUUAGUAUAAUAGGGAACCUGGCACUGCAGUCGUAUAAUGUGGGUUACGAUAUUGAUGGCGGCAAAAUGUACGUCCAGAGGAUAGAUUGUGAGCUUCUUCACAGUUGA